CCAAUAUAUUAUAUUUAUUAUUCCUAUUGCACUUAUUAUCACAGUUCUUUCUUAAUUUAUCACUACAUUUAUCGCUACACUUAUUUAUUAUAACAUUUUACAUUAUGCAUAUAUAACCUAAGUAUUCACGGGAAAAACGCGAAACAACUAUAAUGGACAGCCGCGCAGGACUUUUCGCGCACUAUUUGCACCUACUAUCUGCGUUUACAUCCAUCACUGGAAACGCUUGCGUCGAGCUCUGACGUCAUGCUCACGUGACGUGUGACGCAUGCGUACAACGGCUCCCAUAUGGGAAAAAUUCCCACGACUAGUCAUCACUGGGUCCCCCUGCUCUGCUUCGCGCUCAGCGGCCAAGGUGACGCCGACGAUUGCAGUGCGUUCAGGUCCGCCGCUGUAUAAGAAAUCAGCAGAAGCAUCAUAUUAUCAGCACCCUUAUAUUAUCAUUAAAAUUUUUUUCUCGUUUAAUAAUCACUUUAAAAUAUAUAUGUUUAUGCGUUAUAUAUAUAUAUAUAUAUAUACAUAUUUCGCCAUAUAUAUAUAUAUAACACAUAAACAUAUAGACCCAUAUUCAGAACAUGCUUAUAACUAUGUUAGUGCGUUGUUAACUAAUCAGAAGGCAUAUUGCGCGGCUUUUCAUUGGUUAACAGCGCGCUAACAUAGUUACAAGCGUGUUCUGAAUAUGGGCCAUUUAUUUUAAAAUAAUUAUUAAACGAGGAAAAAUUUUAAUGAUAAUAUGAUGCGAGAGUACGCUCCAGUUGAUUCUUAUACAGCGACGGACCUGAAUGUACUGCGAUCGUCGUCUCGGCUGAGCGCAGAACGGUGACAGGUGGACGCGUCUGCACAAAUUAAUAAUCAAUUAUGGUUCAAUAAUGGACAAAGCAAUAUUGGCCAAUUUGGAGCAGGUGGUAAUGCGGCAUUUACGAGCCUGUCGUCUUUGAAUUGGAAAUCCGUGAACAUGGAACCUAUGAUUCCGGCACCCACAAUUAUGAAUAAGCCUUCAAUGGGCAUUACAAACUGGAUUAUCAAACUGGCAAAAAAAACUAAUUGUCUUAACGGAGAUUCUACGAAGGAGAACUAUCCUAAUUGGUGCUUCCUUAACAGGGAUGACCCUAAUGGAUAUUUUCCUAGCAAUGGAUACUCUAAUAGCGACUACCCUGACGUGGGCAGUGGUAUUAGAGAGUUUUUUAACAUAUUCAUCUAUUUUAACAUAAUGUUCCAAAAUGGAAACUAUCCUGAUAAGAAUUAUCCUAACGAGGAUAAUGGUAAUGGGGGGCAUCUUAACGGACAAAAACCCAACAUUGCCAUUCCUAACGUGCUCCCCUACGAUGAAAACUAUCCUAAUGAAGAUUAUCCUGACGGAACCACUAAUAAUGGAGAGCAUCUUAAGGGACAAAAUCUCAAUACUGUAUCCCCUAACGUAGUUAUCCAGAAUGGGAGCGAUCUUAACGGGGUUAAUAGAAACGGCGAGAAUCUUAAUAAACAAAAUCCCAAUAUUACCUCUCCUAACGUGGUCUUCCAUAAUGGAAGCAAUUCUAAUGGAAAUCAUUCCAAAGAUAUAUAUCCUAUCGAGAUUUCUCCUAACAGAGACAAUCCUGAAAUAUCGAGUUUGAAUAAUUCGAAUAACGGGAUUGGACAAAAUUUGUUAAUAGACACUUAUAUCCCUACUGAGCCAUUAACCAGUAAUCCUUUAGGAUUAAACGAUAACUUUACUACAGGCAAUAUGAACAUGACGAAACUAUCCGAAAAUGGGAACAAAACAGAAACAUCAUUUCAGUCCAAUCCUAGCGAUAUUAAUGAUGGUAUAUCGGGAAUAAACAAAACGCAGGAUCGCGAACAGUGUAGAGACGAUGAGUUCCUCUGUGGAAGCAACGAGUGCGUACCGUCUAAUGUCAAAUGCGAUAAGAAAGCUGAUUGUAGCGACUCCAGCGAUGAGACAUUCUGCAUUAUGGAAAGAGAUCAAGAAAACGGUUGCGCAUUACCUGAGCAGCCGACAGGUGGACGUUAUAAGUUGGAAGGAUGUGACGAGUUAUGCCGCAAACAGCCUGGCGAUAUAGUUCCGCAAUACAGUAUUCUCACUUAUACUUGUAAUGACAAUUACACGUUGGACAGUAGCAAUACUACUAUUUGUGACAAAACAUGGGAACAUCAGGUCUCCUGUCUCAAAAUUUGCCCGCCAUUGAACAGCACCAGCGUAGACAUUUCCUGCAACUAUCGAGGAAAAGAGGUGUAUUGUAGCGAGCCUAUACUACCUGGGACACAAGCCACGCUAGCCUGCAAACAGUUUUAUACAUUACCUUCAAGAAUUAAUCCAGGUUACAGGAUGAUGGAGUGUCUCGAUGAUGGUUCUUGGAAUCGUACCAUUUUUUACUGUAUGCCAGAAUGCGGCAAACUCAUCUCGCAAGAUCAAAAACUAACUGUAAACGGCGUCGAGACCAAAGUGGGUUUAUUUCCCUGGCAUGUUGUUAUUUACGAAAAGGAUAACGCCGACACAUAUAAGCAGAUAUGCGGUGGCACUAUAAUAACCAGCAAAUUCGUCAUCUCAGCUGCACAUUGUUUCUACGACGAUAAUGAAGACAAACCUUACAACGUGUCAAAAUACGCCGUGGGCGCCGGUAAGCAGCAUCGCGCUUGGGAUGCUGACGAGCAAUACAGUCAGAAGUCGUUGGUGAAAGAUAUCAUGUACCGCAACAGGUAUAGCGGAAAGAGGACUCUUCUUGCCGAAGACAUAGCUGUGGUGAAGCUCGUAACGUCCUUCGUGCUGAACAUGCUAGUGUGGCCUAUCUGCAUCGAUUGGCGAAACAUGUACGAAGCGAAGCAGCUGCAAGUGGGGCAGUCAGGCAAGAUAGUCAGCUUGGGUAGAGACAUCACUGGUAAGCCCAUAGAGAAUCUAUACGAAGCUGCUAUGCCGUAUGUGCAGUAUCAGAAAUGUCGGGACAACGUACCUGUAGAAUUCCGCAGAUACAUCACGCUGGAUAAGUUCUGCGCAGGCUAUAUAAAUGGUUCGAAUAUCUGCGAUGGAGACAGCGGUAACGGCCUGUGUUUCGAGAAAGAUGGUAUUUGGUAUCUUCGUGGUAUCGUCAGCGUGGCCCCCCAAGGGGAAAAUGGACAAUGUAAUUCCUACGUUGCAUUUACCUAUAUCAGUCACUAUCGGAGCUGGCUUCUGUCCAAGAUGAGUAAACGUUUAGGAACGGGGAUCGUAUGAUGCAUGAAAUAUGUUGCCGCUAUUAUCGAGUCUGCGAUGACGUGAGACGAAUGGAUGUGAUGUAUGAACAAA
This is a messenger RNA of Harpegnathos saltator (Jerdon's jumping ant), 3274 nucleotides long. RefSeq names its product modular serine protease. Lineage: Eukaryota; Metazoa; Arthropoda; Insecta; Hymenoptera; Formicidae. The record is from RefSeq and is a predicted model, not a curated record. The transcript has 10 exons. Gene Ontology annotation, molecular function: serine-type endopeptidase activity; protein binding. The coding region runs from base 956 to 3202 and encodes 748 amino acids. Gene Ontology annotation, biological process: proteolysis.